UCUCUCUUCAAUCCCUUCAGUUUCUUUCAAAUGUGAACCGAUCAUUCAGUGUUUUCUCUCGUUGUUUCUUCGUCAAAACCGCUGUUUGUGUCCCAAAGACUCAACCUUUAGGGUUCCGAUGGAGGUGAAUUUAACGGGAGAGGCUGUGACUCGGAUUAUAAACGGAGAGGUGUCUGCUUCGAGUGAUUUGAAACCGGUGCUUCAAGUGAUAGAGCUAGAAGAGAUUCAAACGACGUCGCAACAACAACAGCAGCAGCAAGAACCGAGAAACAGCGAGAGGGGGUUCGUGCUAUUGCUAUCCGACGGGGUGUUGACGCAGCAAUGUCUGCUUGCUGCCAGUAAGAAACGACUCGUGAAGUCCUCAAAGUUGCAAAUUGGCUCCAUUGUUCGGUUGACUCAGUUCGUUAGCAACUUUGUUCAAGAUCGCAUGGUGGUUAUUAUUAUUGAGUUGGAGGUGAUGGUUGGACAAUGUGAUAUCAUUGGGAAGCCUGUACCAGCACAAAAAUCUACUAGUUUCGCACAAGCUCAUACUGGUUUCCAUAGCCCUGGUCCAGUAGUUUCUCAUCCUCUAAUCCAGUCAGUACCUGUCUAUCAACAGCCAUCCCCAUUCUACAUUAACAGAGAGCCACCAGCCAAGAAUGAGAUAGGACGAAUAAUCCCGAUUUCUGUUCUGAAUCCGUAUCAGGGGAGUUGGACAAUAAAGGCCAGAGUAACAAAAAAACAAGAACUUAAGCACUAUAGAAAUGCUCAUGGCGAAGGGAAAGUUUUCUCUUUCAAUCUUAUUGAUUUGGAUGGUGGGGAAAUACGAGCAACUUGCUUUAAUGCUGUGGUUGACCAAUUCUAUAACCAGAUUCAAGCUGGAAAUAUUUAUUUGAUAUCUAGAGGAAGUUUAAAACCUGCUCAGAAGGAAUUCAAUCACCUUAAUAGUGAUUAUCAAAUUUUCCUUGAUAGCAGAUCAAUAGUACAGUUGUGUUCUGAGGACAAUACAAUUCCUUGGCAGAAGUUUCAUUUCCGUGCCAUAAGCGAUGUUGAAGAUAUGAAGAACAAUGAUGUUGUGGAUAUAAUCGGUGUGGUAUUUUCUGUUGGUCCUACUGCUUUGUUAAUGAGAAAAAAUGAUUCAGAAAUUUUGAAGAGAUCCCUUCAUUUGAAGGACAUGUCUGGCCGGAGCGUUGAAUUAACUUUAUGGGGAGCUUUUUGCAACAGUGAAGGAGAAAAGCUCCAAACUUUGUGCGACUCUGGAGAGUUUCCGAUUCUGGCUGUGAAAUCUGGUAGGGUGAGUGAUUUUAGUGGGAAGGAAGUAGGAACUAUUUCUUCUACGCAGUUGUUUAUAAAUCCAGAUUUUCCUGAGGCCCGGAAGCUAAGGGAAUGGUUUGCCGGUGAAGGGAGGAACACUAGUUCUGUCUCCAUUGCUAGGGAAAAAUCAAGUUUGACUAGGACAUUUAAUCGAAAAACUAUCUCACAAAUCAAAGAUGAAAGAUUAGGAACUUCUGAAAAGCCAGAUUGGAUUACAGUUGUAGCCACGGUUGUUUACAUCAAGUUAGAUGAUUUCUGCUAUACAGCUUGUCCUCUCAUGGAUGGGGAUCUCCAAUGCAACAAAAAGGUUACUGAUAAUGGAGAUGGGAAAUGGCGGUGCAAUAAAUGUGAUAGGUUAGUAGAUGAAUGUGACUACAGAUAUGUACUUCAGUUCCUGAUUCAAGAUCAUACAGACAUAACAUGGGUGAUAGCAUUUCAGGAAUCUGGUGAGGGUCUAAUGGGGGUGUCUGCAAAAGAUUUGUAUCGCUUGAGGUAUGAAAACCAAAAUGUGGAAAAAUUUAAAGAAAUCAUGCAUCAGAUUAUGUUUAAUAAAUAUACUUUCAAGUUGAAAGUAAAGGAAGAAACUUUUAAUGAUAAACGGCGUCUGAAAUUGAUGGUGGUGGAAGUAGAAAAUAAAAAAAAUUCAUCAGAAUCCAGAUACCUGUUGUCUUUGAUUUAUAAGAUUAAAGCAAGCAAUUCUUGUCUAUUUGCAUCGAAGGCAGCAACUACCACACUAAAUCUUGGAAUGGAUUAUUGUGGAAUAGGAACUGAUGGUCUGUCUAUUCUUGGAGGUCAUAGGCCUAGAGAAAUUGUCUCAAAUCUAAAUUUGUUCUGUAAUAGUUGCAAUGUUGUUGGUCAUAACUCUACGAAUUGCUCCACCUUAAUUAAUGGUCCAGAACAGUCUAUGGGCAGGGAUUACACUGAUAGAAUAUCUUCCAAGGAAAGUGUUUGGCGUACCUCAGAUGAGUGCUAUAAAUGUCAUCAAUUUGGACAUUGGGCCAAAAACUGUCCAAGGGCCGGUCAGUCUUAUCGAAGCUCUGGUUUUUUGUCUAUGCGAUAUGGAGGUGUUUCAAGGUAACAAAUUGGGGGGGGGGGGUUGUUGAAGGCUCAUGGAGUAUCUUUU
This is a messenger RNA of Hibiscus syriacus, 2416 nucleotides long. RefSeq names its product replication protein A 70 kDa DNA-binding subunit E-like. Gene Ontology annotation, cellular component: DNA replication factor A complex; nucleus. The record is from RefSeq and is a predicted model, not a curated record. Gene Ontology annotation, biological process: DNA replication; meiotic cell cycle; telomere maintenance via telomerase. The transcript has 2 exons. NCBI's taxonomy places the organism in Eukaryota, Viridiplantae, Streptophyta, Magnoliopsida, Malvales, Malvaceae. Gene Ontology annotation, molecular function: zinc ion binding; single-stranded telomeric DNA binding; damaged DNA binding. The coding region runs from base 119 to 2371 and encodes 750 amino acids.